AUGUCAGGAAUUCCAUUCUUGUUCCUGAAUGGACAGACCAAUUUAGCACUAAACAAAGAAUGCAGACAGAGUUCAACGCUCAAUAACAAAACUAAAUUUUCUGCCGGAGUCGUUGUUGAUGGCAACACAAUACAACAAAUGCAGGUUGCAGAUUCCUGUAGCCAUACAGAGCACUAUGAACCAUUUAACUGGUGGACAGUUGACCUAGGACAACUGUUUACAGUCGAUACAAUCACAAUAUAUAACCGGGAGGACUCAUGUUGUGUUAACCGGCUCGCUGAUUAUGAUGUUCUAGUUUACAAUCCAGUAAUUUCUACUUGGGAGGACUACAACAAAAGUACACCUGACCUUUGCUAUCAUCAUGUUGGAAUAUCUCCACUGGUGAUAAACAUAACUUGUCCAAAUGGUACUAUAGGAAGAUAUGUACAGGUUUAUAAACCAAACGGUGUAGUUUUCAACAUAACGCAACAUCCUUUGUCGUUGUGUGAAGUGGAAGUGUAUGGAAGAAGGAUUUUGACCGAUCCAGCAGACACUGUGAUUGAAAUAACAACCGAUAAAAUGAUUGAAAUAACAACCGAUAAAAAUGGCCUUAGUACGGAUGCAGAAGACACUGUGAUUGAAAUAAUAACCGUAAAUAGCCUAAGUACGGAUGAUAGUAAGUAG
Molecule: messenger RNA, 663 nt
Organism: Mytilus trossulus (common blue mussel)
Lineage: Eukaryota; Metazoa; Mollusca; Bivalvia; Mytilida; Mytilidae
Product: fucolectin-3-like
Exons: 3
Coding region: 1-663 (220 amino acids)
Source: RefSeq, a predicted model, not a curated record